AUGGCUCCACAGACUGGCUCCACCGGAAAGGAGACACGACCUGUUUCAGCCUUUCUACAGCUUUUCACUUGGGAAGAGAUCAGAAUCCACAAUGGCCAUGGUCAAGGUCAGAAGCAAUGGCUGGUGAUUGACAGGAAGGUUUAUGAUGUCAGCAAGUUUUCCAAACAACACCCUGGAGGCAGCCGAGUUAUUAGCCACUAUGCUGGGCAAGAUGCUACGGAUGCCUUUGUGGCAUUUCACAAUGAUAAGUCUCUGGUGAAAAAAUACUUGAAAUCUCUGCUGAUCGGGGAGUUGGCACCAGAUCAACCCAGCUUUGAGUCUAAUAAAAAAAAAUCACUUUUAGAGGAUUUUCGUGAGCUGCGCUGUGCUAUUGAGAAGAUGGGACUUCUGAGACCAAAUUACAUCUUUUUCUUCCUGAUUUUCCUUCACCUGCUGAUACUGGAUGCUGCAUCCUGGCUUGUGGUCUGGUACUUUGGGAUAUCCUUAGUGCCUUUCCUGGUUGGCAUUGCAUUCUUCACCAUUGCUCAGAUCCAGAUGGGCUGGUUCCAACAUGAUCUGGGGCACUGCUCUGUCUUCAGGAAGCCUAAAUGGAAUCGACUUCUGCAGAUGGUUGUGAUAAAUGUUCUGAAGGGCUUGCCAGCCAGCUGGUGGAAUCACCUACACAACCAGCACCAUGCCAAACCCAACUGCUUCCGCAAAGACCCUGACCUCAACAUGCACCCUCUCCUGUUCAGCUUGGGAAAGACGCUUUCUGUGGAGCUUGGAAAAAAGAAGAAGAAGUUCAUGCCUUACAAUUAUCAACAUAAGUAUUUCAUCCUAUUGGCCCCACUGGCACUUGUACCCUUCUUCCAGCUGUCUAUAUUCUACUUUGCAAUCAAGAGGAAAAAGUGGUUGGACCUGUUAUUGAUUGUGUCUUUCAACAUCCGAGUCUGUCUUAUGUAUAUUCCUUUAAUGGGAUUUAACAAUUUCAUGGUGUACUACUGGCUGUCCAGGUACCUAGAGAGUACCUGGUUUAUUUGGGUGUCACAGAUGAAUCACAUUCCAAUGGACAUUGACUAUGAUAAGAACAAAGACUGGGUAUCUACUCAGCUCCAUGCAACAUGCAAUGUGAAGCAAUCUUUCUUCAAUGACUGGUUCACUGGGCACUUGAACUUCCAAAUUGAGCACCACCUUUUCCCCACGAUGCCUCGACACAACUACUGGAAAGCUGCUCCUCUGGUGAAAGCCCUUUGUGAUAAGCAUGGCAUUGAGUAUAAAAGCAAGACUUUACUGACAGCCUUUGUAGAUAUUUUGCAUUCACUGAAGGAUUCUGGGGAGCACUGGCUUGAAGCAUAUCUGCAUGGAUAG
This is a messenger RNA of Nipponia nippon (crested ibis), 1347 nucleotides long. RefSeq names its product acyl-CoA (8-3)-desaturase. NCBI's taxonomy places the organism in Eukaryota, Metazoa, Chordata, Aves, Pelecaniformes, Threskiornithidae. The record is from RefSeq and is a predicted model, not a curated record. Gene Ontology annotation, biological process: lipid metabolic process. Gene Ontology annotation, molecular function: oxidoreductase activity, acting on paired donors, with oxidation of a pair of donors resulting in the reduction of molecular oxygen to two molecules of water. Gene Ontology annotation, cellular component: membrane.